Melanotaenia boesemani (Boeseman's rainbowfish) is the source of this 1004-nucleotide messenger RNA. RefSeq lists its product as uncharacterized. NCBI's taxonomy places the organism in Eukaryota, Metazoa, Chordata, Actinopteri, Atheriniformes, Melanotaeniidae. The transcript has 4 exons. The record is from RefSeq and is a predicted model, not a curated record. The coding region runs from base 282 to 1004 and encodes 240 amino acids.
CACCCGACUCCUUCCCCAGAUUCCAGCAUCCCUCCCUCUAGUGCAGAAUAACCCUUUUUUCAUCACAUCGUCCUCUGCUUGCUUCAUCUCUGGAACAUCAUCCUCAUUUUGCUUGUAGUGAGCCUCUGUCUUAGACACCGACUUCCUUCACGUCAUUAAAAUAUUUCUACUCCGUUUCAGCCUCUGCCGUACAGGCUCUUCCUCUCCCGCUCCACACGGCUCCACCUCCUCCGCCUCCUGCAGCCACCUCCUCCACCUCUGUCGCUGGUGUCGUUGCUGUGAUGGGCGAGCCCACGGAUGAGGAGCUCCUGGAGGCCGUUCCACAGAACCCCGCCCAUCAGCAGCCUCCAGAGAUCCUCAUCGGGGUUCAUACAGCAGAGGCACCAGAUGCCUUAAAACCCCAGUCAGCUACGCCACCUCCGCCGCCAGCUGCACCAAGGCAGCCCGCAGCGAGGGAGGAGCUGCCUGGCCCCGCCUUCCUCCAUCGCCCUCCACCUGCUGGCAGUGCUGAGCUGCUGCCAGAGUCCUGGAGAGCAGCUCUCACCGCAGAGCAGCAGGACUGGAUCGGCCGGGUGCUGUUUACCAGGGACAGCUCGGGGAGGCCUCGGCUCAUCACCAGCGAACUCACUCUCUGGUGGUACCCUCCCCAGCCCCGGCCGAUCUAUAGUCAGCCUCCCGUGUCCCCCGACCCCUUCUUUGCAUGUCAGAUGUUCCUCUACGACGUGCUGACCCGGCUGGACGAAUACAAGGCCAGGAUCACGUCCACCUUCGGGUCCAUCUUGAAGAUGGACUCCACCAAGAAGGUGACGAAGAAGCUCGCAGGUGCCGCCUCGGACACGGCCGCCUGGCUGACCAACGUGGAUAACCAGUACGGGCAGGUCCUCAUCAGCGUCCUCACCUGCUCUGAGGGCUCCGAGGGCCUGUCCAGGACGGCGGCCGGACUGAUGAGGCAGUACCGACUUACCGGGUUACCUGCCCCCCCAGCUCAUUUAUGUGGACCGUGA